This is a messenger RNA of Gymnodraco acuticeps, 1559 nucleotides long. It is a transcript of the gene hacd4, whose product is annotated as 3-hydroxyacyl-CoA dehydratase 4. The transcript is spliced from 7 exons. Gene Ontology annotation, biological process: fatty acid elongation; very long-chain fatty acid biosynthetic process; sphingolipid biosynthetic process. Gene Ontology annotation, cellular component: endoplasmic reticulum membrane. Gene Ontology annotation, molecular function: 3-hydroxyacyl-CoA dehydratase activity. The record is from RefSeq and is a predicted model, not a curated record. NCBI's taxonomy places the organism in Eukaryota, Metazoa, Chordata, Actinopteri, Perciformes, Bathydraconidae. The coding region runs from base 144 to 866 and encodes 240 amino acids.
GAGGAAGCAGCACAAAACACAAAUAUUGCAGCAUUUGUCUGCUCACACUUGAGGAGGACUAAGAGGCGGGUCUCAGUUUACUGGGAGAAAACUGCUGCAAGGAGCUCCAAACUGCACCACAAAAUGAUACUGCUCACACAGGAAUGAUAAGAUGCCUCUCUUACCAGCAACAAAAGGAGACUUUUGAGAGAAUGCUCAGCUUCCGGCUUGCCUAUAUUUUCUCGUAUAACCUGUUCCAGUUCUGUGGACAUACAUGGAUACUGGCCAAUACCAUAGCCAGAUAUUUCACAUUUGGUAAAGAUGCCUUAGCAGACACGUUCUACUCGGUGGGCUUUGUGAUGAGUCUGUGUCAGCUGCUCUCCAUCCUGGAGCUCUUCCACAUCGCAGACGGGAUUGAGAAAGCCAGACUCCUCCCUCGCUUUGUGCAAGUUAUGGAGAAGAACAUUCUGCUGAUCAUGGUGAUCUUGCUGGAGGAGAUCCAGAGUAAACCCGUUGUGUGUGCACAGUUGUUCUUGUGGAACAUUCUGGACCUCCUACGGUACCCACAUGAGCUGCUGUGUGUUAUGGAUACACCCUCCAUCGCCAUGCUGUGGAUACGCUACACACUCUGGAUCCCCUUAUACAUCCUGACAGUGGCCAUUGAAGGUUUCACUAUCUACCAGGUCCUGCUCCAUGUUGAGCCAACAGCAGCGAACUCAUCCCCUCUGAAAUCCACACUUUCAACACAGAUUCACCUUCCCUUCCUCCUCAUGGUCUACCUGCCUUUUCUGGCUCUCGGGGCAACUGUGACAGUCUGGCAACUCCUGAAGGAGAGACACCACCAACUGGGCAAAUGGAACAAGAAAAUGAAAAUGAAAAUGAAAUGACACGUUAAGACUCACUUCAGGAAGUUUAUUUUUUGAUAAAAUACCAUGCGUGCUGUUACUUUUUAGCAAGUUUGUUAAAUUAAAACUAUAAUGAAAAGAAAAUCUUGAACUGAAGAGCCAUAGAAUCAAAUUCAACAUCAUUAAAUAUGUUGUGUGUUUGAAGAUCUUUUUAUUGGAAUAUAUUGUUUUGGAGCACAUUCCUCUGAUGUGGCUGAAUGAGAUGAAGUGGAGCUUCACUUUCUCCAUGUUGAUGCAGAGAGCCUCACACAUGUCCAGCCAUCCGAGCUUAUUAAUACUGCAGCCAUUUAUUUGUGAAGAACACCUGUAAGCGUAGCCACGGUAACAGUCUGUCAUGGCUCCUCUGGGCUACCACCCGUACGCUCUGGUCCACACGGCUUUCUUCUUAAACUCGGCAGAGGACUUGAGGGCCAGCAGGGCGGCUGGAACACAAGGAAGAUCACAUUUUUCAUCCGUGACAGAUUGUUGUUUGUUAUUGUGAAUUCAUGAUGUGAAUCCACCUGCAUGGGCUUCUAUGUGCUGUGUUUGUUAUGUCUCAGUGUCCUAACAAUCAGCCUCAGUGUUUCCCUGUGGAGUUUUCUGUUAACAGUUUACAUUACAUAUUUGACCCUGGAUGCCCAACAUCCAGGGUGAAUGCAUUUCAUUCCUCAUUAAACAUUUACAAAGACCAUCUUU